UUCUGCCCGUUUGUUUACCCCUCCCCUGCUGCCCCCUUCUCAAGCUCUCGAGGGAUCCAAAACCGGUUUCUAUAGCGCAGGAAGACUGCAUUGCCCUGGCUGGCGGUUGUCGAGGCAGCAAGCAAAGAGGGAAGAUACCUACAGAUCAAGGGAGCCAGGUCGCCAGGUCGCCAGGAACGUGGCUCCAGCGCGCAGUGACUCUCUUUGAAACAGCACCGAUUAUCCAACCAGCAUCACCCCAGCCGGCAUUGGCAUCAUGGCCCUGCGACCGCAUGAUCCGCGAUCGAACAACAACACGCGCGGGAUCUCGGAGCUGCGCGUGCUCGUGCUUCACAAGAAGUCCUUGAGCACGCAGCAAGCCGCCGGCCGGGACAACCACCACCACCACCACCCCGAAAGCUACGCCACCAAUGGCUUUGGCUUGAGUGCAGAGGAGGAAAAGAGGUUGGGGCUAUCCACCAGAAACGCAGCCUUCGGCGAGGACAGAGGCCGCCUGAGAAGGAGGAGGAAAGGCGGCUUGGCUGCAGCCGCGCGCACCGGUGGCGGCGGCGGCGGUGGCGUCGACUUGAAGGGGGCAGCGACGCAUUUUGCGUCCCAUCCUAGCACUCCGCGGCCCCCUGCCGCUCCAGCUACUCCUCCUCCUCGUAGUACCUAUUAUGAAUAUGCGUACGAGGAGGAUGAUUAUCCCGCAGCAGUGUCAAGCCCAGCAGGUGGCGCGACCGCCACCGACGCCAGCGGUCUUCCCGACACCCAGCCACAGGUGGCGCGGAACGUGUCCUUCAGCGAGGAAGUCAAGGAAGUGCAGAUCGAGAAUCGACGGCAGACGUACGGCAACAAGGCCAGCAGACGCCAACACUUCUACUCCAAGGCCGAGCUUGCCACCUUCAAGCGUGCCUGGCACUGCCACGUAAAGUCGAGCAGCAGGCCGGUGAAUGGGCUGAUGGCGUGCGGGUGCCCCGGCUGCGACUACGACUACGACGAAGGGCGGGCACCGCCGACCUUGCAAAAGGUAGUCCCACCCGCUGACUACAACCGUUGGGUAUGGGAGGGUUAGACAAGUGUUUGAAGCUAGAGUAUUUGGCUGCAAUUGACUUAUAAAUCUCUGCCGGAAGACGUGAAAUUUGUUUGGCUUUUCUCGUUGUAGAAGCUGGCGAAACUCGCCACGCUGAUCGAGCUGCUGUCGCGACUUUGCUUGAAGAGGUUGUGUGUUGUCGAAAGAGGGCGGCCGGAUCGCCUGAAGGGGAGGACCACCGAAAGAAAGUAGCACAUCAUGUCCGAUGCAGCACAGCGCAGCUUUUGGCUGACGAAGGUUCUCGUGAAAGACGUGUGCGAGAGAGUACAGACAUCUCUAGAUCAUCCUGUGCGUUGCGCUGUUGUUUGCAUUCCGCAUGUAUUUUCCCCAGUACAAUACAUGUCCUUGUCGUGCCAGUUAGUGUAUCUUUAGCUCAGCUGGGUGUAUUUCUUUCGCUCUGCGCGGCGUCCCCUUGUCGGUGUUUUUUUU
Ectocarpus siliculosus is the source of this 1501-nucleotide messenger RNA. NCBI's taxonomy places the organism in Eukaryota, Phaeophyceae, Ectocarpales, Ectocarpaceae. The record is from the annotation of a GenBank genome assembly.